Messenger RNA from Pseudophryne corroboree (corroboree frog), 3299 nucleotides. RefSeq names its product zinc finger protein 345-like. Bases 396 to 2435 code for a protein of 679 amino acids. The transcript has 6 exons. The record is from RefSeq and is a predicted model, not a curated record. NCBI's taxonomy places the organism in Eukaryota, Metazoa, Chordata, Amphibia, Anura, Myobatrachidae.
GAAAGGUCCUUAGCGCGAAGAGAAUCUAGACGCUACCAAAUGCGCCGCAAACAGAGGAGCCAGGUGGAACGCAUAACCAGGAAGCAAUGUGGAACGCACAACCAGGCAGUCGAGUGGAACGCACAACCAGGAAGUCAGGUGGAAGGUAAUCAGAGGAGGUGUUUCAAGUUAUCACCAACUUCCGGCGUAUGCACGAAGAAGAGAAUCGUUGCUGACAUAAUGCAGUUGCUAUACAGCCUGAAGUGUUCCUCAGAAGGUGGAGGAAACAGCUGAGUGAUUACUGAGGCAGAGAAAUGCGUUAAGGGUUCCAGAAGUCUGAUCUAUGUGAGGUUAUGUGAAAGUGAGAGCCAUCUAUAGGGUAGAGAGUCCUGUAUAGAUCUUCUGACUCACUGAAGAUGGAUAAAGCCAGGAGUCAUAUGACUGAGCGGAUAUUAAACCUGACUCUGGAAAUUAUCUGCAUGCUGAUUGGAGAGGACUGCACAGUAGUAAGGAAGAAAUCCGGAGAGCGUGUGACACCCAUUACCAGUCAUACCUGUGUGUCAGGAGGAUGGAGCAGGACCCAGAGCCCCGUCACGAAUCCCCCACCUCACUCACUGAUACAUGAGAGAGACAAUGAGCAGAAGAUUCUGGAACUCACCAACAAGAUCAUUCAGCUGCUGACUGGAGAGGUUCCUAUAAGGUGUCAGGACGUGUCUGGUGAGUCCUCCAUGGAGGAGUGGGAAUAUAUAGAAGAGAACAAAGAUCUAUACAUGGAUCCCAUAAUGGAGACUAAUCGGCCCCUCACAUCACUGGAUUUCACAGAGGAUACAAAAAUAUCUGGAGGUUCCUGCAGCCCUGUUUCUUCCCCGGACUGUAGGAAGGAGGAUCACAGUGUUGGCAUAAAUAUCCAGCCUUCAGCAUACCCACCAACCCAUAGGCAAACCCCCAUAACCUGUCCGGAGAAUGCUACUAAGAAAUCGUCUUCAUUUGAAGCUGAAAAUCUCACCGGCGUUUGCUCAUCCAGCGAUCACACGUCGCAGCAUAUUAAGGAGGAAUCGGCCUCAUGUGACGGAGGAGAGCUCACACACACUGACACUUACACACAGUACACACCCACUCAUAUUAAGGAGGAGUCGGUCUCGUGCGAAGAAGAUCUGACAGAUACUGACAUUUCUACAGAUCAUCCACAGUACUUAUCUAUUCUCAUCAAGGAGGAGUCAGUCUCGGGUGAUGAGGGUGACCUCGCAGACACUGACCUGUAUACACCCACAGGUCAUAUGCAGUAUACACCUACUCCUACUGAGGAACGCAGCGGGCCUGGCGACAGACAGCUAUCAAAAGAGAGACCAUUCAUGUGCUCGGAAUGUGGGAAGUGUUUUAAAUGUAACUCGGAACUAGUUAUACACCACAGGAUCCACACUGGAGAAAAACCCUACCCAUGCUCCGAGUGUGGCAAAUGCUUUACCAGUAGCUCAAACCUUAUAAAACAUAAGCGAAUACACACGGGUGAGAAGAGAUACUCCUGUGCGGAAUGCGGGAAGUGUUUCAUCAGUAACUCGCACCUUAUUAAGCACCAGAGAAUUCACACAGGGGAGAAGCCCUACUCCUGCGCGGAGUGUGGGAAGUGUUACAUCAGUAAGUCAGACCUUAUCGUGCACCAGAGAAUUCACACGGGGGAGAAGCCUUACUCCUGCGCCGACUGCGGGAAAUGCUUCAUCAGCAACUCGCCUCUUAUACGGCACCAGAAAAUCCACACAGGAGAGAAGCCCUACUCCUGCGCCGAAUGCGGCAAGUGCUUCAUCAGCAACUCGGACCACCUUAGACAUCUAAAGACUCACACGGGAGAAAAGCCCUAUUCUUGCACCCACUGCGGGAAGUGUUUCAUGAGCAACUCUGAUCUGGUUAUACACCAGAGAGUCCACUCCGAAGAGAAGCCCUACUCCUGCUCCCAGUGUGGGAAAAGUUACAUCCGCAAGUCGGGUCUGGUUAUGCACCAGAGAAUUCACAGAGGAGAGAAACCCUAUUCCUGUGCCGAGUGCGGGAAGUGUUUUAUCAGCAGCGCACCUCUAAUCAGACACAAGAAGAUUCAUAUGGCAGAGAAACCCUGCGCCUGCCCACAGUGUGGGAAAUGGUUCAGCAGUCCUUCAGAUCUGGUCGUGCACCGGAGGACUCACAUAGAGGGAGAGCAGCUUCCCUGCGCCGAGUGUGGGGAGUUGUGUGCCAGUAGCUCCGAUCUCACUGAACACCACAGGAUGCACAUGGGGCAGAAACUGUAUCCUUGCUCUGAAUGUGGCAGAUGUUUUGCCAGUAACUCCGAUCUUGUAGCUCACCACAGGACCCACAUGGGGGAGAAACCCUACUCUUGUGCGGAGUGUGGGAAAUGUUUUGUGGAUAAGUCACUACUUCUUCAUCACCAGACAAGUCAUGCAAGAGACCAUGUGGCUUGCUCUGAAUGAAAGUCACCGUACCGUCAAUCCACAUCCAAUUCAUUGUGAAAUUAAUAGGGGGGGGGCAUCCUACCUUUUGCACUGAAAUUUUGGCUGGUGCUCUUUUCAUUGUAGUCCCACAGAUUCCAGCUGCUGCACUCACAGUUGGUGCCCUUGUGUUCUUGCUCCAAUGUCUCUUCCAGAUUGGGAUGGUGGCUGGUCUUGUUUUCGGAGUCAUAUGUGCCAAGGAAAAUUAAGGAUGGGCCAAGUCUUUAGAUGUUCAACAGGAGAAUUCCAGAAUAAAAAAAUAAAUAAGUGUGGCUUCAUACUGAUCUGAGCUGGAAUUAUUAGCCGUAUUUAUUUUCCUCUCUGCUCUGUCAAGUGCUGAGAAACAGCCCAAGGAAGGAGUGAGUUAGGGCCUAAUUUAUUUGCAGUUAUCUUCUGACUGUGUGUGCGCAAUGGGCUUGCGUUGGUAGUCGCAGAGAGGAUUUAUUCACAAAGUGAGUGACAGUCGGGGGUUUGAGGGAGGUACCGGGGAGAGGUGGCAAAAACACAGGCGUGGCACGACCGGUUUAGGGGCGUAUCUCAACCUGCAUCUGUGCUCGAGUAACAGUGGCUCCGGCUACUCGGAAGACUGAUAAUCGACUGAUCUGCAAUAGUUGCUGCGUCUUUGUACAUAGCUGCUGGGACCUGCAAAGCUGCUGAUGGGCGUCUUACAAAUCCAGGCCGCUGCGGCAUUUGUGUAUUUUCGCACAGUAUCUGCAUACACAUUUAUAGCUGUGGUGGCAUUUGCGUGCAACUCUAAAUUAGGCCCUAAGUUCUGUAUGUGGUAUUUAUUUUCUUGAGGAUACUAAUAUUAUGUAGCUCUGUUAAAUAAAAACUUGAAACCAUCAA